Messenger RNA from Paracoccidioides brasiliensis Pb18, 438 nucleotides. RefSeq lists its product as uncharacterized. The transcript has 3 exons. Bases 1 to 438 code for a protein of 145 amino acids. The record is from RefSeq and is a predicted model, not a curated record.
AUGGGAAAGUUAAUAAAGAACCACUGGGCUCGACUGAUCGUCCUAACGGCAGCAACAUACCAGUUCGCCGCCGGAGUGCACGGCUUCUUCUGGCCCAAGGUCUUCUGGGACUUCCUCACAAAGAACCUCGAUGGCUCCGUAAAACCAGUUCCCGUGCUGCAGAUUCUCAACGUAUUAUUUGGACUGCUCUGUCUGGCUUGGGAAUGGCCACUGAAACCCCUCGCCGGCACUGCGAUGCAUCGCAGCAUUGAGAUGCGACUGCUGGUGCUCCCCAUCAGCACCUUAUGCGCGGUAUUGCUCUAUCAGGGCACCAACUCGGCGAUAUAUUACCUGAUCGGAAUGAUUGUGUAUUUCUGGGCGUAUAGUGAAGGAGAGAUCGUUUGCCCCGAGCCUUGGACGCUGCCCAGGAAACCAAGGCCUGUCUCAUCGAAAGUCUAA